CUCCGCCAUGGCCGCCGCCUGCCGCCUGGGCUAAGUGGCCGCCGGCGUCCGGGUACCCGAGGGCUCUCCCGCGUUGCUGGCACCGCUGGCGCCGCGGUCUCGUAGCGCAUGGGCCUCCUCCGAGGCGGGCUCCCAUGCGCUCGGGCCAUGGCGCGCCUGGGCGCUGUGCGCUCCCACUACUGCGCCCUGCUGCUGGCCGCGGCGCUGGCCGUCUGCGCCUUCUACUACCUCGGCUCAGGCCGGGAGACCUUCUCCAGCGCCACCAAGAGGCUGAAGGAGGCCCGCGCCGGGGCUCCCGCCGCGCCCUCGCCGCCCGCGCUGGAGCUGGCGCGGGGCUCCGUGGCGCCAGCCCCCGGCGCGAAGGCCAAGAGCUUGGAGGGCGGCGGGGCCGGGCCGGUGGACUACCACCUGCUGAUGAUGUUCACCAAGGCGGAGCACAAUGCCGCGCUGCAGGCCAAGGCCCGCGUCGCGCUGCGCUCACUGCUGCGCCUCGCCAAGUUCGAGGCGCACGAGGUGCUUAACCUUCACUUCGUGAGCGAGGAGGCCAGCCGCGAGGUGGCCAAGGGCCUGCUGCGGGAGCUCCUGCCGCCCGCCGCUGGCUUCAAGUGCAAGGUCAUCUUCCACGACGUUGCUGUGCUGACGGAUAAGCUCUUCCCCGUCGUGGAGGCCAUGCAGAAGUACUUCAGUGCUGGCUCGGGAACCUACUACAGUGACUCCAUCUUCUUUCUCUCGGUUGCCAUGCAUCAGAUCAUGCCAAAAGAGAUCCUGCAGAUCAUUCAGCUGGACCUAGACCUGAAGUUUAAGACCAACAUCCGGGAGUUGUUUGAGGAAUUUGACAGUUUCCUGCCAGGCGCCAUCAUCGGCAUAGCCCGGGAGAUGCAGCCAGUUUACAGGGUCUUAGGACGGAAGCCAGACAGCUUGAUGGUCCUGAGGCAGGCAGAGGUGGCAGCUGAAGACGGUGGUGAAAGAAGUGUGGAAGAAGACUUGGCUCCUGUGGAAGAAGACUUGGCUCCUGAGGACCUGAUGGGUGGCCAGCCCCCCACCCCAGCUUCUCUGCUGGGGGCGCCCCAGGCCCCUCCCGCUCUGCGGCCCUCCCUGCCGUGGCGUGCCUGCAGUUCCGCGCCUCGCCAGCAGGGGUCUCGCCUGUGUCGCGGCCCGAUCUGCACGCGGGUCUAAUAACUCAGGGCCCUCCCACCGCAGCCCAGAAUCACCGAGCCCUGGAAGGUUCCAGCGAGCCCGGCGUAGACACCACCUUGAGGCCCAGGAGAAGGGAAGGGGCAAGUCCUGUGAGAGAGGGUGUGUGUGGGGCCAUGCUGGGGCCAGAACCUUUUAGGGGGUUGGGGGUGAGGGUUAGGUGGGAGUGCGGAGCAAGAGCAUCUCUCCGUCAAAAUCAACACAACCAGAGCAUCUCUCCAUCAGAAACGACACGACCAGAGCAUCUCUCCAUCAAAAACGACACGACCAGAGCAUCUCUCCAUCAGAAACGACACGACCAGAGCAUCUCUCCAUCAAAAACGACACGACCAGAGCAUCUCUCCAUCAGAAACGACACGACCAGAGCAUCUCUCCAUCAAAAACGACACAACCAGAGCAUCUCUCCAUCAAAAACGACACGACCAGAGCAUCUCUCCAUCAAAAAACGACACGACCAGAGCAUCUCUCCGUCAAAAACGACACGACCAGAGCAUCUCUCCGUCAAAAACGACACAACCAGAGCAUCUCUCCGUCAAAAACGACACAACCAGAGCAUCUCUCCGUCAAAAACGACACAACCAGAGCAUCUCUCCGUCAAAAUCGACACAACCAGAGCAUCUCUCCGUCAAAAACGACACAACCAGAGCAUCUCUCCGUCAAAAACGACACAACCAGAGCAUCUCUCCGUCAAAAACGACACAACCAGAGCAUCUCUCCGUCAAAAACGACACAACCAGAGCAUCUCGCCGUCAAAAUCGACACAACCAGAGCAUCUCUCCGUCAGAAACGACACAACCAGAGCAUCUCUCCGUCAGAAACGACACAACCAGAGCAUCUCUCCGUCAAAAUCGACACAACCAGAGCAUCUCUCCGUCAAAAUCGACACAACCAGAGCAUCUCUCCAUCAGAAACGACACAACCAGAGCAUCUCUCCAUCAAAAACAACACAACCAGAGCAUCUCUCCAUCAAAAACGACACAACCAGAGCAUCUCUCCACCAAAAACGACACAACCAGAGCAUCUCUCCAUCAAAAACGACACAGCACAGCAAGAGCACCUCUCCAUCGAGAACACUAGUGAAUGACAGAAUGACAGUGUACUGGGCUUCCACAAAGAGGUUUUAUUGUUUUUUUCAGAGUGAUCAUAUAAAGUAACUUUGUUGAUUGGUAACUUUAUUAAUCAUAACAAAUUGGGCACUUUAACAUAAAGAGACCCCGUUUAAUUUAUUCUUUUUCCAUAAGAAGCAAUACCUAUGGUGUUCAAGUCAAUAGUUGAAUGCUACUUGUCGGUGAAUGCUGCCGAAGUUAACCAGAAGUAAAUAAUACAGGGAAGGGGAAGGCUUUAGGCUUACUAAGAAGUGAUGAUAUGAGAGUAAGGGAAGGUAGGGAAUAAGAAGUAUGCCAUGGAAUGCUGGUGACAGCUGGAAACAUCACCAGGAAAGGAGAGAGGGAAGCACAGGGAGGCCGGAAGUAAUACCGUGGUUUCCUCAGAGUUUCACCGACAGCGGCAAAACGACCUGGGGGCUCUGCCACGGUGCACAUCUGGCUCAGGGAUCCCUUGGCCCCCGCUGAUAGUUGAAACAGGUCUCCAAAUCACUGCUCGGUGGCCCCGUGAGUGGACGCGGAGGCGCAGACUUGGCUGGAGCAUUCAGGGAUGGACUCUGUUGUUAAACGACAAUUUCCUGUUAUUAUGUCAUUUUCUCCACCAUCUGACACACUUUCAACACUCAUAUACCUUGGAACAGAAGUUUAAAUAAAAGUCUGUUGACUUUGCA
Messenger RNA from Pongo pygmaeus (Bornean orangutan), 2968 nucleotides. It is a transcript of the gene XXYLT1, whose product is annotated as xyloside xylosyltransferase 1. Gene Ontology annotation, cellular component: endoplasmic reticulum membrane. Gene Ontology annotation, molecular function: xylosyl alpha-1,3-xylosyltransferase activity. Gene Ontology annotation, biological process: protein O-linked glycosylation via N-acetylgalactosamine. The record is from RefSeq and is a predicted model, not a curated record. Lineage: Eukaryota; Metazoa; Chordata; Mammalia; Primates; Hominidae. Bases 109 to 1176 code for a protein of 355 amino acids. The transcript has 4 exons.